Molecule: messenger RNA, 2369 nt
Organism: Glycine soja
Lineage: Eukaryota; Viridiplantae; Streptophyta; Magnoliopsida; Fabales; Fabaceae
Product: WAT1-related protein At5g47470-like
Exons: 8
Coding region: 770-1801 (343 amino acids)
Cellular component (GO): plasma membrane
Molecular function (GO): transmembrane transporter activity
Source: RefSeq, a predicted model, not a curated record
UUAAUUACCCAAAAAUAGUUAGGCGUCUGUCGUUGAUUUAUUUGAGGACUAAGCUACGUUCCAUUUAGUUUUUCAUUUUUCAGAUUUAUACCUUUGAUUCUGGAUAUGCCCACGUAGAAGGGGUGGAAUUUUUGUUGCAGGGGCACCACCAAGGCACAAGACAUGUAUGUCUGCACGCACGGAAUACAUUAUUCAAACUCACUUCCACACCGUUCAUUGCAUGCACAUUUUCGUAAACCAUUCGUGAACUUUUUACAAAUAUCUAUCAAAUUUUCUAUUUCAUCUGUUAAGUAGAAAGCAGGAGGGGUAAUCCUUUUCUAUUCUUGAGGAAAAAAAUCUAGAUUUAGAAAAAAGAAUCAUCUCAACGCUAACCAAUCAAUCACCGCUAUUUAUAUAUCGGACAACAGAAAACUGGACCAAAAUAAAAACAGGUCAGACCAUAGGGAGACAAGGUUGGUAUGGACACAAACAUCGUGAAGGUUAGCUUGGUUCCAACAAGGAAUGAGCCAAAGAUUUCCCAUGAGAUGCAAAUUCAGAAGAAACAUAGUUGCUUGCACACGCAUUACCAUUUCCUGAAAGUGAAACAAACAAAUGCAAUCUAGUUUCAAAACACAAUUGGAGAGGAUUUAAGACAUUGUUGGCUGUGCUGUUAAGAAAACGGAACAGAGAAUGAAGAGAGGAUAGGAUUCAAUAUAAGUAUCCUCUCUUGGUAACAGAAAACAAAGAGGCAUUUUGAUAAAAAAAAAAAAAUUUGGAAGAAAAGGUGAAGAUGAUGAUGGAAAAGAUGAGUGGGGGAGCUAUGGAAGAUGUAGCAAUAAUUGGAGGAUUGAUAGGAGUCCAAUUUAUCUACGCAGGGAAUGCUGUGUUGAUGAGUUAUUCUAUGUCACUGGGAUUCAGCUCUCUUACCAUUAUCAUUUUAACUUCUUUGGCAACAUUCCUUAUUCUAUUCCCCAUUGCUUUUUUUGUUGAAAGGAGUAACUGGCCCAAGCAUUGCAGUUUCAGAUUUAUUGCACAGCUAUUUUUUCUUUCAUUUGGAGGACUAAUCUUCCAGUAUUUAUUCCUCAAAGGAAUCAAUCUAACUUCGCCAGCAAUGGGAACUGCUAUGCCAAACAUUGCCCCAGGUCUUAUCUUCAUCAUCGCAUGGAUUUCUGGGUUAGAGAAAGUCAACUUAAGCAACAAGUAUAGCAAAGUAAAAAUAUUGGGAACAUUGCUUUGUGUGUUGGGCGCUCUCACAAUGAGCAUAAUGCAAAGCAUUUCUGAUCCUGAAACCGUGAAAAAUGCCACAGUCGAAUUAACACCGCCACUACCAUCUGGUCUUGCCUUUGACAUACAGAAGAUACUCGGUUGCCUCUAUCUCGUGGUUGCAGUCUUCAUUUUGUCAAGCAACGUUGUCCUGCAGGCUUUUGCUCUUGGAGAUUUUCCUGCACCCAUGUCCUUGGGUGCAAUAACGUCCUUGAUUGGGGCGUUCUUGACUGCAAUUUUUCAGUUUCUCGAAGACAACGAAAUGAAUUGGCUACUUGUGAGGUCUGGAGACUUGGUUGGCUUUUUUAUUCUGGCAGGAGCUGUGAGUGGAAUAUGCCUGAGCUUCAAUGGGUGGGCAUUGAAGAAGAAAGGGCCAGUGUAUGUCUCCAUGUUUAACCCAAUUGGUACAGUUUGCUCUGUUGUUUUCUCAGCAGUUACCCUAGAAGACACUAUUAGUAUUGGAAGUCUUGCAGGCAUGUUUCUCAUGUUCACUGGGCUCUACUUGGUUCUUUGGGCCAAAGGAAAAGAAGGACACGCAGGUGGAGAUGGCUUAGAGUAAUCUUGAAACAGCUGUUCCCUUUGACGUAUUGGUGACACAGAAUUCCCAAGAGCACAUUGUAGAAAGACAGAGGUCUCUUGGGUUUGAAGCAAUGACUCAUGAGUCAUGACACCGUUGUUGUUUUUCUUUCUUCUUUAUAAAAUCUCUAGGUCAUAUAUAUAUAGGUGCGACAUUUUAAGAUGCAAGUGAAGCAAAAUUUAACCCCUGGCUAGGUACAAGCAAAAAAAUAUCGUGACACUGCUCUGCUGUUGUUGGAUGUAAUUGAAUAAUAUAUCGAAAAAAACAUGUUGUGACAAGAUAGGUGGGUCGUUUGAAAGAUCUCACUGCUUGAAUCACAUUGUGUUGUAUAUAUAUCUAUGCUGUGUUGAUGUUGCUUAUGGUGACUUUCUGGUGAGAGUAUAAACCGGUUGGUGCGGCCAUAUAUGUACGAAUAGUUGAGGACAACACCUUUUUCUUCACGUCUUGGUCCUGGAUCCUCAUUAUUUUAGUUUAGAUUGCUCACUCUUAUCUGGUAAUCCAUGUGACUAACAUUUUUUGUAUCAAUACAAAAAGUUAAUUACGUUUCUAC